AUGUCUGUCUGCAUCAAUAGCCUGGGGGUAAAGGCCACUGCUGGGCACCUAUGCACUGCAUCUGGGAUAAAAUUGAUUCGGAAUCCCCAGAUAGUCCAACUUGCUAAAAAUGCCGGGUUUGAUUGCCUUUUUAUUGAUUUGGAGCACUCGACACUGUCUAUUGAUGAAGCAAGUCAGUUAUGCUGUGCUGGCCUUCUGGGCGGAAUAACGCCAUUUGUCCGAGUUCCGUAUCAAUGCGGCAAUGGGUUUGUGCAGAAAGUUCUUGACGGCGGUGCGAUGGGCAUUAUAUUCCCACACGUGCAUUCGGCAGGUAGAAUUCUAGAACAUGCAAGGAUGGCCGUGAACACUUCAAAGUAUCCACCCGUGGGCAGUCGGUCGAUGACUGGACAGUUGCCAUUCUUCUCACUGAAGACGACUCCAACGGGUCAAGUUAUCGAUGAGAGCAAUUCAAUCGCUUCGUCAGUUAUUCUCAUGAUCGAAACCAAACAUGCGAUUGACAAAGUCAAUGAAAUUGCUGCGGUGGAAGGAUCUGAUGUACUCCUCGUCGGUUCUAAUGACCUAGCAAUUGACCUUGGUGUACCAAGUGGUUUUCAAUCUCCUAUAUUUCGCUCGGCCUUGGAAAAAAUAAGUCUAGCAUGUCGACAGCACGGCAAAAUCAUGGGAUUGGCUGGCAUAUAUGACAAUUAUCAAAUUCAGAACUGGGCCAUUAACACACUUGGUGUCAGAUUCAUGUUGUGUCAACAGGAUUCGGGUAUCAUUGCUAGUGGGGCAGUUGAGUGUCUCCAGAAACUGCCCAGCGUUGAAAAAAGCCUCGGUGUAUAG
This is a messenger RNA of Penicillium cinerascens, 822 nucleotides long. Its product is annotated as HpcH/HpaI aldolase family protein. Bases 1 to 822 code for a protein of 273 amino acids. The transcript has 3 exons. NCBI's taxonomy places the organism in Eukaryota, Fungi, Ascomycota, Eurotiomycetes, Eurotiales, Aspergillaceae. Gene Ontology annotation, cellular component: cytoplasm. Gene Ontology annotation, molecular function: aldehyde-lyase activity. The record is from RefSeq and is a predicted model, not a curated record.